CGUCGGAUAGUUUUGAUGGUUGCGCUCGUCUGUCAGUGGUCAACAUGGCGUCCGGGUUGAUAGUAAACCGUGUUUCUCUGUCGUUAGGGAUUCACUGUCAGCGUGUCUGUAGGACUGUGUCACUAACUCAGGUGAGACAGAAGAAGAGAUGGAUGAGAGCCUUCACCUACCUGAUGGAGCGGAAGUUAAAGAUGGAAGGACCUCCGCCACCGAAACCACGUUCCCAGCAGCCUCACUGGGAUUAUCACGCCGAGGUUCAGGCUUUCAGCAGCCGCCUCCAUGAAAACUUCUCCCUGGAGCUCCUGAAAACUGCCUUCAUCAAUCCGUGCUACCUGCAGGCAGAGCAGAAGAGGAGACUGGCGUUAGGAGUGGAUUCAUCCGCCAUGGCUCUGGUUUUAAAGGACAACAUUCAGCUGAGUAACAAAGGAGCUGAUUUCACCAGAAACUUCCUGAAUGACUGGUGCAGGGCCAGCUUCCCCAGCCUGCCAACUGAGGGGGUGGAGAGCAUCGUAGCGCACCUCUCCAGUUCAGCAGUCAUCAGUCAUGUGGCGAGGAAUCUUGGUGUUGAAGACUUAACUAUGAGUGCACAGUUCCCUGUUCCUGAUGACGUGCUUUAUUCCACAUUCAUGGCGGUGAUUGGAGCUCUGCAGGAGGGCAGCGGUACAGAGCAGACUGGGUUUUUUCUAAGGGAUUUUGUGGUCACUCAGCUGAUCGGGAAGGACCUGUUUGACAUGUGGACGGUCAUCGACCCGAUGGGACUGCUGGUGGAGGAGCUGACAAAGAGGAGCAUUCCUCUGCCGGAGCCUCGGCUCAUCAGGUCUGCUGGAGCCAGCACCGUCCUGCCACUUUACUUUGUCGGCCUGUACAGUGAUCAAAAGCUCCUGGCUCAGGGUCCAGGAGAGACGGUUUUAGCAGCAGAGGAGGAAGCAGCUCGUGUGGCCCUGCGGAAACUCUUUGGCUACGCCGAGAAUCGCCGACCACUCGACUUCUCACCGCCGCAACAGCAUGAGAAACCCUUACUUCAGUCAGCUAUUAGCAAUUAAUGAAGUCCCAACGUUUCUGCUCUCUGUCAGGAUUGUAUAUGUUCAUAUAUGUAAUAAAAAAUCUAAGUAUCUAUACAAUGUAGUGUUUGUAUUGCUUCUGUUUCUUCCAUGCGUAUUUUUAACUUCAUGUCCCACAUUUAUACGUUGAGGUAUUUAAGUCACUGCAGAAGGAUCUGAUGUAGGAUUUUCAUUUAAAGCUUUAAAUAAAAAGUCUGACUUUUGAUCAGUUUCCUUCA
This is a messenger RNA of Cheilinus undulatus (humphead wrasse), 1279 nucleotides long. It is a transcript of the gene mrpl44, whose product is annotated as mitochondrial ribosomal protein L44. The transcript has 4 exons. Gene Ontology annotation, cellular component: nucleus. Gene Ontology annotation, biological process: rRNA processing; primary miRNA processing; regulation of gene expression. The record is from RefSeq and is a predicted model, not a curated record. NCBI's taxonomy places the organism in Eukaryota, Metazoa, Chordata, Actinopteri, Labriformes, Labridae. Gene Ontology annotation, molecular function: double-stranded RNA binding; ribonuclease III activity. Bases 45 to 1043 code for a protein of 332 amino acids.